Balaenoptera ricei (Rice's whale) is the source of this 4618-nucleotide messenger RNA. RefSeq names its product LIM homeobox 1 (gene LHX1). Gene Ontology annotation, cellular component: nucleus. The record is from RefSeq and is a predicted model, not a curated record. Gene Ontology annotation, molecular function: DNA-binding transcription factor activity, RNA polymerase II-specific; RNA polymerase II transcription regulatory region sequence-specific DNA binding. Gene Ontology annotation, biological process: neuron differentiation; regulation of transcription by RNA polymerase II. The transcript is spliced from 5 exons. The coding region runs from base 1965 to 3185 and encodes 406 amino acids. Lineage: Eukaryota; Metazoa; Chordata; Mammalia; Artiodactyla; Balaenopteridae.
UGGAUGGACUGGGGGAGGGGGCACACAAGGAGGGACCGGAGGAAGGAGAUUCUGCUGCCAAACGCCCUCCCCCGCCCAACUCCCCCAAAGACAAGCGCUGCGCCCGGGGCAAACUUCUAGGCCAAGAAAGCAAGAGGAAAAAAAAAAAAAAAGCCAGCACCCGCUGAACUGCAAAGCCAAAGAGUGCACCUGGGCCGCCGAGGCUCCCGGACCCAGCUGCACCCCAACCUCCCACAAGGCUCGAUCUUGGGUUACUGCCCCUCUCCGGCAGAACUCUGCCCUCCGCCUGCGCCUACUCCCGCGCUCUCUCAGUCUCUCCCACCGAAACCGACGCCUUACCGGAGCAGCAGGGGACCCGGGCACCUCGCUGCCCGCCGCCCGCACCGCGCCGGGCCGCGGUUGCCGCCGCCACUGAUCCUCUAAACGCGGUCUCCCGGCACUCUCCCCAGCCGGGGGAUGCAGAAUGGUUUACAGAGGGACCGCGAGCCGCUGAUUGGUCGCAGGCCGCCGUGACGUCGGCGGGCGCUGCAUUAAGGCGAGGGGGCUUCCAGAGCCCAGCCAACAGCCAGGAGCAGUGACCGAGCCACCGGAACUGGGGAGAGACGCGCCGGGACGGCGGACUGGGCCAGGAGACCAGGGACAGAGGGACGCUUGUCCGGGGACAGCCUGCAACGAACUGCGGCCCGGAAGGCGAGAGCGGCGGCCCGUGCCGAGCUGUUCCAGCCGCACAGAACUGUAGCCGCUGCACCAGGACGUUUUUUAAAAAGCUCUUCAAGCUACUCCCCCUCCCCCCGACUCCUCCCGCUGCAAAAGAAAAGAAAAAAAAAAAAGGAAGGAAGGAAAGAGGCUAGAAAGGAAACCCAGAUUUGCCAUCACAACGAAAAAAGAGGGGAAAAAGAAAAGAAAAGAAAGUCGAGAGACUGUGGGGUUGCACGCAGGCAGCUGGAGCGUGGGCCGAGCGAUGUGGGGCUGCGCGCCCAGGCGGCCGCGAGUUGCUACUGGAGCCACGAUGCACGGCCAGGCGCGGUGAGGAGCCAGACGGCACCCCCUCCCCGAAGGAGUCCAGGCGCAGGGAGGGCCGUCCCGAGGAGACGGAGGCCGCCAGGCAGGCCACGGGCCGAGGUGACGGGGCUGGGGCGGUGGGGAGCGGGCGCGCGCACCUGGCUGCGUCCGCCCGCAGUUGUCCCUCUCACUCUCGAUUGACACAAACACUUCUCCAGAAGGGGGGAAACCUAAGCAACAACAACAAUCAACAACGAGAUCUUCCUCCUUUCCUCCCUCCCUCCCUUCCCCCGCGGCCUGCCCCCACCCCCUCCCCCAGGCCCACCGCAGGCUCCCAGGGCGUCCCGACCCAUUGCGCGAGGCCGACAGUUUAGGAUCCAAAGCUUCCCUACUCGUUUGGUUCUUCUCUUUUAUAAAAAGAGGAGGGGAAAUUCCGGUGACGGGCAGCCCUGCAUACACACACACACCCGCCCUCAUACCCCGACAAAAGCAGAUGCACUUUGACUUCUGACAGCUCUACCUCAAACCCGAGAGAACUCAGCGGCGCUUUCCCUGCAAGCCGAGCUCGCCGCGUCGUCCUCUUCCUUCUCCGACUCCGUUUUAUUUAUUUAUUUCCGUUCCUGUCGCCGUUCUCGGUGACCUUCACUCCUUCGCGGGCUCUGGACAGAAGAGUCGCUUUCUCGCCCGCCUGAGACUCUUUCCUCGCCCCAGGAGCGGCGGCGGCGCUGCUGUGCCCCGGGGCCCCGGGGCUGUCGGGCUGCACACUCCACCGAGGCGCACCCCGCCCCCCAUCAGCCUCCUCCCUCUCUCUGAUUUUCCGGUGCGGGUUUCGGUUUGCACUGCCAAGUGUGUCUCCCCAUUUUGGAGGGGCUGGGGAGUUCCUGCCGGUCGUCUUGGUGAAUCAUCCCCUCGGCUCUACCUGCGCUUCUCUCUCCGGGCCUCACCCGACCAAACCAAAGACCAUGGUGCACUGUGCCGGCUGCAAAAGGCCCAUCCUGGACCGCUUCCUCUUGAACGUGCUGGACAGGGCCUGGCACGUCAAGUGCGUCCAGUGCUGUGAAUGUAAAUGCAACCUGACCGAGAAGUGCUUCUCCCGGGAAGGCAAGCUCUACUGCAAAAACGACUUCUUCCGGUGUUUCGGUACCAAAUGCGCAGGCUGCGCGCAGGGCAUCUCCCCUAGCGACCUGGUGCGGAGAGCCCGGAGCAAAGUGUUUCACCUGAACUGCUUCACCUGCAUGAUGUGUAACAAGCAGCUCUCCACCGGCGAGGAGCUCUACAUCAUCGAUGAGAACAAGUUCGUCUGCAAAGAGGAUUACCUAAGCAACAGCAGCGUCGCCAAAGAGAACAGCCUCCACUCGGCCACCACGGGCAGUGACCCCAGUUUGUCUCCGGACUCCCAAGACCCGUCGCAGGACGACGCCAAGGACUCGGAGAGCGCCAAUGUGUCGGACAAGGAAGGCGGCAGCAAUGAGAACGACGACCAGAACCUGGGGGCCAAGCGGAGAGGGCCGCGCACCACCAUCAAAGCCAAGCAGCUGGAGACGCUGAAGGCCGCCUUUGCCGCUACACCCAAGCCCACGCGCCACAUCCGCGAGCAGCUGGCUCAGGAGACUGGCCUCAACAUGCGUGUCAUCCAGGUCUGGUUCCAGAACCGACGGUCCAAGGAACGGAGGAUGAAGCAGCUAAGCGCGCUGGGCGCUCGGCGCCACGCCUUCUUCCGCAGUCCGCGCCGGAUGCGGCCGCUCGUGGACCGCCUGGAGCCGGGCGAGCUCAUCCCCAACGGGCCCUUCUCCUUCUAUGGAGAUUACCAGAGCGAGUACUACGCUCCCGGAGGCAACUACGACUUCUUCCCGCAAGGCCCCCCGUCCUCGCAGGCUCAGACGCCAGUAGACCUGCCCUUCGUGCCGUCGUCCGGGCCUUCCGGGACACCCCUGGGUGGCCUGGAGCACCCGCUGCCCGGCCACCACCCGUCGAGCGAGGCUCAGCGGUUCACCGACAUCCUGGCGCAUCCUCCCGGGGACUCGCCCAGCCCCGAGCCCAGCCUGCCCGGGCCUCUCCACUCAAUGUCGGCCGAGGUCUUCGGGCCCAGCCCACCCUUCUCGUCGCUGUCGGUCAACGGAGGGGCGAGCUACGGAAACCACCUGUCUCACCCCCCCGAAAUGAAUGAGGCAGCCGUGUGGUAGCGGAGACGCGCACGAUCCGCGGAGUUCGUGGUUGUACAGAAAUGAACCUUUAUUUAAGAAAAACAGAAAAAAAAAGAAAAAAAAACAUAAAAGCAAGUCAUUCCCCCCACUUCCUCCAGCUUGGGAGACCAUUUUCCGUCUGGGGAGACCGGAUGGGAAAGGGGGACACGAAAUAGAAUCCAAAUCCGCCUGGAGGUAAACUGGGAUCCGUGCGCUGGCUGGCAAGGUGCAGAACUGGGGCUCCCGCAGGGAAACGCAGACCUCUCCCCACCUCCCACCUGGACCCGGAUCCUUGGACAGACACCGCCGGCGUGAGCGAGAACCCGGCGGGCUGCAUAAAAACACCCACGGCAACCGCGGGGGGCGGCCAGUCGGUGGUGACGCCAGGAGCCGCGGGGAGGGAGGCUGCGCCCGCAGCCGGUUGAGGGCGGUGAAGCGGCCGGGGCGCUCCCGGGCCAGCCAGGAGGGUUCUGGCUCUGGGAAAUUUAUUAGUGUUGUCUCAGAGUUCAGCAACAGCGACAGCAAACUUAUAGCUUCAGAAACGCCGACCUGCUGUGCAUCAGGUGGGACUAUAUAUAUAUAUAUUUUUUGUCUCUCUGGGUUUUUUGGUUUUUUUGUUUUUGCCAAAAUUGCAAAAUUCUAAAUGUAAAGCCCUCAGUAUCAACUCUUCUACCUUCACAAAGCUCUACACACACACACACACACACACACACACACUCAAUAGGAUGGUCUCCAGCCAGACCUCUUAGUAAAAUGACUUGAACAUCAGCUGUACAAGAAAAGUAUUCUACCUUCACACACACAAAAUUAAAAAAAAAAACUAUUGAACUAAAAACAGUCAACUGUUUACGUAUAACGUUAAAUUCAGGAGUUCAGUGUUUUACUAAUAUAUCCUGUUUUGAAACCUCUUGUUCAAAACAAAGUGUUUUGAGCAAUCAACCAAAAUUGUUCAUUUUCUUUUCCUGUAGAUGUUCUGACAGAUUUACAGGGCUCACAGCUCACUGUGCUAGUAUGUAAAAAGAUGUUGUUUACACAAGGCAAAGAGAAAACAUGAUAUUCAGACACUUGCCAAAUAGAGUAAUUAUAGCACAAAUACUGUAAAGGUGCCUGGCACCACAACCUGAAAAAGUGUUAAAAAAAAAAAAAAGUGUUACAAGGUUUAAAAAAAAAAACUUUGCUAAUUUUUAGUCCUGUUGAACAUUCAUGGAAUUGUUAAUAUGACUUAUAUAGACCCACACAGGUUUUAUUUUUGUGUCUUUAAAAUAAAAGUCCAAAAUAUUUAAAUUUUAUGGUCAAAUAUGCAGUCAACAGCUGCUACUUUUUUCUUUAUAUAUUAAAUUUCUCAUAUGUCUUUUAUUGUUCUGAUAAACCUAAGCUUGUGUGACCUCCAGUGCAUAUUAGACCAUUCACUGUAUGAAAGAAAACAUGUUGAA